AUGUCUGUCAGCCCAGAGACUCGGUUUGAACUUAUUACUCGUAAUCUACAAGAGGUUCUAGGAGGAGAUAUCAUCAAGUCCGUAUUAGAUGAGGGAAAGACGCCUAAAUGCUACUGGGGGACGGCCCCGACCGGUCGACCUCAUAUCGGAUACUUUGUACCACUAAUGAAGAUCGCAGAUUUUUUAGCUGCGGGAGUGGAGGUGACUAUUUUGCUAGCAGACGUACACGCUUUCCUAGAUAACCUCAAAGCGCCGUUGGAACUGGUUGCCCAUCGGGUCUCUUACUAUUCGAAUCUUUUAAAGGCAACAUUCGAAUCACUUGGCGUUCCUGUCGAUCGCCUCAAGUUCGUUGUCGGAUCUUCUUAUCAACUCACUAAAGAAUACAAUAUGGACAACUAUCGCCUCUGUGCUACUGUAACAGAACACGAUGCAAAAAAAGCCGGUGCAGAGGUUGUAAAGCAAGUCUCCAGUCCUUUGCUUAGCGGAUUACUCUAUCCUGGGCUUCAAGCCCUUGAUGAACAAUACCUGGACUGUGACUUCCAGUUUGGUGGAGUCGAUCAGCGAAAGAUCUUUACAUUCGCCGAGCUGUAUCUUCCCAAGCUAGGUUAUCGAAAACGAGCCCACCUCAUGAAUGCUAUGGUUCCGGGUCUAACAGGAGGAAAGAUGUCCUCCUCGGAGGCUAAUUCGAAGAUCGAUUUCCUUGACCCACCCGCUGCAAUUAAGAAAAAAAUCAAGGGUGCAUUCUGCGAGGAGGGAGUGGUGGAAAACAAUGGCGUUUUGGCUUUUGUGCGUGCAGUACUCAUGCGUAUUGUUGAAGGUCGAUUGGCACAAGGCAUUCCGCUAAGUCAAAUGCAGCCUCUGGUUGCUGCUGAUGCUCCUGAUGGUACUCUUUUCACCAUUUCUCGUAAGCCGGAGUACGGUGGACCAGCUCAUUUUGCAAGUGCCAAUGAUUUGGAGAGUGCCUACACCGCCAAAGAGAUACAUCCAGGAGAUCUCAAAGCUGCCGUCGCCGAGUCGGUUGCGUCGAUACUCGAACCAAUUCAAAAGGCGUUUGAAGCAAGUCAAGAGUGGAAGGAUGUAGAGAAGCUAGCGUACCCGCCUCCAGUUGUGGAGGUUAAGAAAAAGAAGGAGAAAAUCUACCAUCCUCCUCCUCCAGGCAAAGGCAAAAAGACCACUCAAGUCACUGUAACCGAUGUCAAAUCUGCGAAGACCGAGCUACCGGAGGCUGAUACCGCUUCGGAGUCUACAGCAAUCGGAUUAGAACACUCUAAAACUGAUUCUAUUCAAGCUGAUUAA
Rhizoctonia solani is the source of this 1296-nucleotide messenger RNA. Its product is annotated as tryptophanyl-tRNA synthetase. Gene Ontology annotation, biological process: tyrosyl-tRNA aminoacylation. Gene Ontology annotation, molecular function: tyrosine-tRNA ligase activity; ATP binding. The coding region runs from base 1 to 1296 and encodes 431 amino acids. The record is from RefSeq and is a predicted model, not a curated record. NCBI's taxonomy places the organism in Eukaryota, Fungi, Basidiomycota, Agaricomycetes, Cantharellales, Ceratobasidiaceae. The transcript has 7 exons.